GAGCACUGGUGUGGGGGUUGCCCCCCCGGGGUCUUACAGUGGCUAAAAAUGCUACAGUGUGGCAGUGACUCUUUCUGACUCUCUGGAAACAACUGAAAAUUUCCCUCGCCCCACCAAGAGUGCAAAGUUGGACUUGAGAACGAAGCCCCCGGAUCGAGCAGAACUCAACAACGGGAUGGCAAAUCCCUGCAAAGCGGGCUUGGACAAGUUCCAAGAAUGGCUCUGGCCCAUCCUGGCCCUGCAGUUUGUCUUGGCCAUUGCCGGGAACGGCUUUGCCAUCUACCGCUUUGUGGCCCACGAACGCUCCCCUUGGCACUCGGGCAUCAUCUACGCCUUCAACCUGGCCGUCAGCGACCUGCUGUACGCCAUCUCUCUGCUGCCCCUGGCCAUUUAUUACUACCCAGAAAAGGACUGGCGCUACGGCCUCGUCUUUUGCAAGCUGGACCGCUUCGUCUUCUUCUGCAACCUUUACGGCAGCACGUUCUUCGUCGCCUGCAUCAGCCUGAACCGCUACGUCGCCAUCGUCCACCCCUUCUUUGCCCACGGACGCCUGGAACCCCGCCACGCCACAGCGCUCAGUGGGGCCGUGUGGUUGCUGGUGGCGGCCAUUUCCGCACCGGUGCUCAGCUUUUCAACCACAGAGUUUAAAAACGGCACCGUCGCAAACAGUCCCAAUCGAACCGAGUGCUUCGGAAGUGCCUCCGACGGGAACCUGCCCCAGUACUGGCCCUACAGUCUGUUCCUGUUGGUUUUUGGCUGCCUGUUGCCCUUCCUCUUGACUGCCGUAUCCUGCGGGGCCAUCCUCCACACCGUCCUCCGCAACCAGAACAUCACGACGGCCGAAAAGAGCAAAGUGAAAGCGCUCGUUUGCGCGGUGGUGGCUCUCUACGCCCUGUCCUACCUGCCUUUCCACAUCCUACGCAACCUGAAUCUCCGGAUGCGCAUGGUGGACAGCAAGGACUGCAGCGUGAGACGCCUGAUCUACAUCCUCUACCAGCUAGCAAAGAUCAUGGUCCACUUCCACAUCUGCAUCCACCCACUGAUCUACGCUGCCCUGGCUGACAACCUGCAGGAAUAUUGCUGCAGAGGCUCCAGGCGGAGGAGAGAUACGGGAGAGAAGGGCGUGCCGCUGAGGUUGUGCGACCAGGCCCCUCCGGGAGAGCCCCAGAGCCAGGGGUGAUGCAAUCUUGUGGGUUGCACAGGGGUUAACUCUUUGCUGCUCACAAUACCUGUA
Messenger RNA from Sphaerodactylus townsendi, 1234 nucleotides. It is a transcript of the gene P2RY11, whose product is annotated as purinergic receptor P2Y11. Gene Ontology annotation, cellular component: plasma membrane. Gene Ontology annotation, molecular function: neurotransmitter receptor activity; G protein-coupled ATP receptor activity. NCBI's taxonomy places the organism in Eukaryota, Metazoa, Chordata, Lepidosauria, Squamata, Sphaerodactylidae. The transcript has 2 exons. The coding region runs from base 176 to 1180 and encodes 334 amino acids. Gene Ontology annotation, biological process: neuronal signal transduction; calcium-mediated signaling; cellular response to ATP. The record is from RefSeq and is a predicted model, not a curated record.